AUGUUUGGUGACAAGGUAGAUCAUCUACCCAACUGCUGCGGCUUAGCAGCGGUACCGCACCGGGUCGUGACCCGGGCCGGGUUAAAUUCGAUGCUCGGAAGUGUCGGACAGCGACCUCAACACCGGGGGAAAACGAUCAACCUGGUGCUUCUUACGCGCACCACGCACGAUGGAGAUGACGACGAUGAUGAUACCAAAAGCUCCUUGAGCUCCGAAGAAGACAAGGACGAGGAAGCCCGGUUGCCUAAACUAGUGAAUCCCAGCCGGACAGCCAAGCAGGCUGGGAUCCUCAAAGCAAUCGACACUUCCGGCGGCCGGACUGAACGCCCUGCAAAAAGACGCCGGCCCUCAAAACCUGCCUUGCCUCCGGCUCGUGUCCCCUCACCUCCACCGCCAGCUAAAAACCCUGAGCUCAAGCGAGCGGAAGGCGGUUUUCGCCGCAUCAGCAGUGACAUCCUGGAUUUUGCACAGCACCCAAGCUGGUAUCCUCCAAUGACCGCGAAUCCUUCGGAUCCAUUCUACACCCUAUUCUCGAAACCUUUUGAAAUGCCACCUGAUCGUAGUCUCCAAGGUGUAAGGAACACCCCAGGAUUUGGCCCGCAGGAUCUUUGUGACUUGCACGAUUGUUUGAAUCCCCUGCUGACGGCCUUGAAACACGGGGAGAAACUCAUUGGGCAGAUGGUUCCUCCUCGAGGCAUUCCCCAUUCAGUCGCGCCCAAUGCGCCCCUCGCACAACCAUAUGCUGAUGGGCCAGCACCGGCCGAGGCAACCUCCCUUCCCGCUGCCAACAAAGCCUGCGCAACGGAGGACAGCCAGUCUUCUGACGAAGGAUACUCCGAGCUCCCUGAGGACCUAGAAUGA
This is a messenger RNA of Melampsora larici-populina 98AG31, 861 nucleotides long. RefSeq lists its product as uncharacterized. The transcript is spliced from 4 exons. The record is from RefSeq and is a predicted model, not a curated record. Lineage: Eukaryota; Fungi; Basidiomycota; Pucciniomycetes; Pucciniales; Melampsoraceae. Bases 1 to 861 code for a protein of 286 amino acids.